AAUAUGGACUGCUACUUGUUUUUAGUCAAAUUUAUUAUGGGCCUUUGAUUCAAUGCAAUUACAUAGAAAUAUACAUUAUGUAGAGAGUAAAGAACACGACGCAACAAGAUUAUUAAUUAUAUAUGGAGAUACUGAGAAUGUGCCAGUAGCAUAUAAUGCUCUAAGUUUAACCCAAACAUGGUCCUUAAAUUUUUUGGAAAUCUGUGAUCAAUGGUUGAGUCAGUAAAAAGUGAGGUUACAUGGCUUAUUUCGAAAUUAGAAUUCGGAGAAUUUCAAAAAAAAAUGACCAUUAGUAAUAUGAUGCUUGUUAAAAUUGGGGCAAUAGGGGGAGUGGCAACUGUUACAAUGGGAUUAUUAUUCCAGGGCAAAAUAAACGCCAACAUUAAGGCUACGGAAUUUUACAAAGACGCUUUAAAGACAUUAAGAAGCCACAAGGCUGCAGUACAUUUAUUAGGUGAACCUAUAAAAGAUGCCAUGAUUGAUAUUGGCAAUGAGAAGAAAAAUUAUGCUAAAGAGAAUGUUGCCAAAUAUGAAGUACCCGUAAAGGGACCCAAGCAAAGAGGAACACUUUAUUUCUGGGCUGAACGAAAGAAUCCUGAAAGUAAUUGGAACGUUUACAGAAUUGAACUGGAAGUUGCAAAUGAUUCAACUAAAAGAUUACUUCUUAAAUCUACCUCUCCUGAUUAAUUAAUUCAAAUAUUGUAUAUUGGUGAAUAACAGUGAUUUUAUACAUAAAUUGACUAAUUGUGAAGACUUCAAGAUUGAAUUAGAGAAUCCUUAUUGAAAAUUUUGGCAACAACUCACUUUCUUGGAUAUCCAGAUAAAAUGGUGUAUCUUAUAUUAUUGUCAUUUCAAAUUUGUUCUAGUUUAUUAAAUGAUGUAAACUGAGUUCGUCUUGUAAUUACAAAUAAAACAUAUAAGUACUAUUUUUAU
Molecule: messenger RNA, 933 nt
Organism: Anoplophora glabripennis (Asian longhorned beetle)
Lineage: Eukaryota; Metazoa; Arthropoda; Insecta; Coleoptera; Cerambycidae
Exons: 3
Coding region: 211-687 (158 amino acids)
Biological process (GO): mitochondrial respiratory chain complex IV assembly; mitochondrial respiratory chain complex I assembly
Cellular component (GO): mitochondrial inner membrane
Source: RefSeq, a predicted model, not a curated record